This is a messenger RNA of Propithecus coquereli (Coquerel's sifaka), 993 nucleotides long. RefSeq names its product glutaredoxin, cysteine rich 1 (gene GRXCR1). Gene Ontology annotation, biological process: sensory perception of sound; inner ear receptor cell stereocilium organization. NCBI's taxonomy places the organism in Eukaryota, Metazoa, Chordata, Mammalia, Primates, Indriidae. Bases 1 to 873 code for a protein of 290 amino acids. The transcript is spliced from 4 exons. The record is from RefSeq and is a predicted model, not a curated record. Gene Ontology annotation, cellular component: kinocilium; stereocilium.
AUGCUGAAAAGAGAGAUGAAACCAGAAAGGGACAGGCCGAGGAGAGUCCGGUUUCGGAUCGCGUCGUCUCACAGUGGGCGAGUUCUGAAGGAGGUGUACGAGGACGGGCAGCCGCCGGGCUCUCUGGAUUCCGAAUGUGCCAGUAUCUGUGGCAUAGAUGGGCUCAGUGACUCCGACGGACAGCCAAAUGGCCACCUAGGGUCGGAAGGCGACGAGCACGAGAAUGACCAGGAUAACCUGCUGGUGUUAGCAAGGGCUGCCAGUGAGAAAGCUUUUGGUACGAGAAGAGUCAACAUUUUAAGCAAAAAUGGCACAGUCAGAGGCGUAAAAUACAAAGUGAGUGCUGGCCAAGCUCUGUUUAACAACCUGACCAAAGUAUUGCAGCAACCACCAACUGACCUAGAGUUUGACCGCGUAGUGAUUUAUACCACCUGCCUUCGCGUGGUCCGGACAACCUUCGAAAGGUGUGAGCUGGUUAGAAAGAUCUUCCAAAACCAUCGAGUAAAAUUCGAAGAGAAAAAUAUAGCCCUGAAUGGUGAAUACGGAAAAGAGUUAGACGAACGAUGUCGACGCGUUUCUGAAGCUCCUUCCCUCCCUGUCGUGUUCAUCGAUGGCCAUUACCUCGGGGGUGCUGAGAAAAUUUUGUCAAUGAAUGAAUCAGGAGAACUGCAAGACCUCUUAACCAAAAUUGAGAGAGUGCAGCAUCCACACGAGUGCCCCUCCUGCGGAGGCUUCGGCUUCCUCCCCUGCUCUGUGUGCCACGGGAGCAAGAUGUCCGUGUUCCGAAACUGCUUUACAGACUCUUUCAAAGCCCUGAAGUGCACAGCCUGCAAUGAGAACGGUCUUCAGCGUUGUAAGAACUGCACCGGUUAGUCGGAGCUUCUACCCAGGAAAAGCCUUAUUUUAUUAACAAAAGGUAAUAAUUUGGUUUAUACUUUUUUUAAAAAAAAUGGUCAUGUUUAUGGAUUAAUCAAUAAACUUUGUUUAUUAUAA